AUAGAUUGAUUCGUCCAUAAGUUGGUAAUCGAGUUGGCUCUCUAACCACAUGUUAAGACAUAUCAUGAGCUCUAAACGAGCCAGCUCACGAGUUUAGCUCAACAAGCCACCGAGUCGAGCUAGCUUGCGAGUUUCACGAGCUCAACAAAGGUGAGCUCGUGUUCGGCUCGUUUAUUAACAAGAGUUUCGAACGAGAUUUUCUCGAGUCGAACGCCGAGCCGCUCGUGAGCAGCUCGGCUUAUUUGCAGCCCUACUUGUGAACCAUUUAGUAACAACAACCAAGGUGUCUGCAGCAUCCACGCCAAUAAUGUUAUAGGAAACUUGCAAAGCAGCAAUUGCUCUUGCCUUGAACUUUGCAUACCCUACGCGUUCUGCUUUUGCCUCCCCUAUUUGAAAAUGUUGCUUUUCCCUCCCCUUAGGCUAACCACAACCCGUGGGACAAAAAUUGGAGGUUUUAAGACUAUUUUGGCCUUUUAGCCCCCUCGAAAACAGCAACAGCUGCAACCUGGAUGGCUAAAAAUUUAUGUUUCGUAUUUAGUAAUCAUAACUUAUGAAUACUUAAAAUUAUGUUUUUUACUUUAAAAUUUAUAUAUUCAUUCACAAUAAUUAAAUACGAACAUUCCGAUAAAAUUUGAAAUAUUCUGAGAUACUUUGUUUUUAGUUGAAAUGGAAGAAAGUUACACCGAAAUUAACUUCGUACAUCAAAAUUACCAAGAUUUUGAACGAUUUCGGAGAUACCUUUUUUUUAUUUGAAAUAGAAGAACGUUCCAAAUUUAAAAAAAAAAUUUCAAAUAACAAUCAAAUGGUUGAAAGUUACAACGAUAGGAACUUCGUUAGUUAAAAACACUCACAAAAACACAAGUAUAUUCAAUUUAAGUAAAACAAAGAAAAGUUAAAAUAAUCCCCACCAUUUGAGCUCUCACCAUUUUAGCCCUCCUCUUAAAACCUUCCCAAAUAAGAGCUAAAAUAGCCCCCUAAAAUCCCUUAUAGCCUUUUACCCCUCAAAUUUGCCCCAUGAUUAAAGAUGCUUUAUUGGGACUAAAAGGACAUUUUAGCUUUUUAGCCCUAGGGUUGUGGACAGCCUUAUAGAGGCCAGCCACCAAAUGUACCCGACCCGACCAUAUACGUGAGGUGAUGCUUUUGUGAAACUUUACAUGUCUUUGUCUGCCAGGCAACUCUUUUCUCCUUCCCUGUAAAACAAAACAUGAAUAGCUACUUAAUUCUUUUUUAUCUACAUGUAGGUGGGACUUAUUGAAAUGGAUCUUUAUUGUUACAUGCUUUUAAAUGUUGGAUACAGACUUAGCCUUAUGUCGCCAUAAGAACAAAUUGAGAAUAUAUGUGAUCAAUAUCUCUGUUCUAUUCUAUUACUAAUGAUUAUGUCUUGUGACUCUGGUCACGAAGCACUGGCUUCCUCCCUAGUAUUAAUUAAUUACAAUGAAACAAUAACUAACAUGCUGAAACAAUUAUUAUGAAACAACAACUAACCUACGCGUUCUGCUUUUGCCUCCCCUAUUUGACAAUGUUGUUUUUCCCUCCCAUUAGGCUAACCACAACCCGAGGGACAAAAAUUGGAGGUUUUAAGCAAGGACCAGGAUACCCUACCGGACCGGUCGGUCGAACCGGAAAAACCGGAAACCGGAGGUAAACCGGUGCAAUAGGGCUUUGUACCCUUCAAUAACCUGCCGGGCGGUAUUUGCGGUUGGACCGCAAUGGGCCGAAAUUUCGGCCGGUUUAAAACCAACCCGGCGGUCCCUUCAUUUUACACAAACGGCGCCGUUUGAUGAAAAAAAAAACGGAAGGGAAGGGAAGCAGCGCAAAAACCCUACCUGCCUCUCGUCUCUCUCUCCCAGCACUCAGCAGCGCCGCUCUGGUCUCCCCGCGUCGCGCCGCUCAGGUCUCCCCGCGUCACGCCUCUCAGGUAUUCCCGCGUCGCGCCGCUCUUUAUCCCCAGCAACCGGCGAUCAACACCACCGGCGACCGCGCCCUUGACCGUGCCCUUCAUCGCUCCAAUCAGAGAUCGUGGCCGCCACAAUAAAUUGAUAUUAUUACAGAGGAAGGAAGGGGGGGGGGGGAAAUAGUAACGCUUGGCUUUAUCCAGCUCGCCGUUUCAAGGUUAGUAGCUUGGCUUUGGGCUUCCAUCUUCUCCUUCAUUCCUUCUUCUUCUGAUUUUGCAUAUGGAAAGUUUUAUCUGCCCUUCCAAUCAAUUCAUGCUGGGAGUGGAGCGGUUUUGGUAUAUUGAUCGAUCCAUCUGAUAGCUAGGGGGAAUUUCUUAGUCAUUUUCCAGUCAAUGAAUGAUGAUUCAGCUAAUUCUGUCGAUCGUUCCAGUUUAGAGCUGCAAAUUGGUUACUGAAUUAGGUUUCUCCUGGUCGAUUCGAAGUUCUCGUAGUGCCUGCAGUUUUUUUUUUUUUGGGUGUUCUCUUUCUCUUCCUGGUUUGCUUGUUUUUUUUCCUUCUAUUUGUAUGGUGGGUUUUGGAUUGAGUUUGGACCGACUCUUGGUCUUUUGUAAUGUGUGUGAUUGAGGGGAAGGCAAGCUUGAUUUCCUUUUACUGGACAGAUUCCUUGAGCGUUUUGUGUUGUUGUUGCUGGUGUGCUAUUUGGUUUGGGAAUUUGAGGUUCGUGGUUGGUUAGUGUCUUCGUGGUUGAGGUUAGCUGUUUGAAAAGUUAGAGGUUUUGUAGGACUAUGCAAUCGAUUCAUUGGGGAAAGUUCAAUUUCUGGAAAGGCUAGGUUCUUUGUUUUUUUUUUUUUGGUGAGUAUAUAUUCUUCUCGCCGUGGUUGCUAAUGCAAGUUAUUUGCUUUUGUUUCGUUCUAAAAAUGUAUUUGGAUGAUUAUGAGGUUUAUUAGGUAUUGAAAUCUCGCACUUUGUUGAAUGUUACCUAAGCUUAUUUACUCUUUUACAGUUUCUUAGGCGGUAUAAUCCGGUUUUAUUCCGGUAUUUUCCCGGUAUGGUACCCUAAUUUUGUCGGUACGGUUUUUUAACAAAAAAAUAAUUUUUUUAUUCCAAAAACGGUAUUUGCCGGUAGGAAACGGUUGAACCAUGGUUGUACCACGAUUUACCAUGCCAAAAACGAUUCCGAUUUGAUGUCCGGUACGGUUUCGUAAUCCAUGGUUUUAAGGCUAUUUUAGCCAUUUAGCCACCUCGAAAACAGAAACAACUGCAACCCGGAUGGCUAAAAAUUUACGUUUCGUAUUUGGUAAUCAUAACUUAUGAAUAGUUAAAAUUAUGUUUUUACUUUAAAAUUUAUAUAUUCAUUCACAAUAAUUAAAUACGAACAUUCCGAUAAAAUUUGGAAUAUUAUGAGAUACUUUGAUUUUAGUUGAAAUGGAAGAAAGUUACGCCGAAAUAAACUUCGUUCAUCAAAAUUACCAAGAUUUUGAACGAUUUCGGAGAUACCUUUUUUUAGUUGAAAUGGAAGAACGUUCCAAAUUUCAAAUUUUUUUUUUCAAAUAACAAUCAAAUUGUUGAAAGUUACAACGAUAGGAACUUCGUUAGUUAAAAACACUCACAACAACACAAGUAUAUUCAAUUUAAGUAAAACAAAGAAAAGUUAAAAUAAUCUCCACCAUUUGAGCUCUCACCAUUUUAGCCCCCCUCUUAAAACCCUCCCAAAUAAGAGCUAAAAUAGCCCCCUAAAAUCCCUUAUAGCCUUUUACCCCUCAAAUUUGCCCCAUGAUUAAAGAUGCUUUAUUGGGACUAAAAGGACAUUUUAGCCCUAGGAUUGUGGACAGCCUUAUAGAGGCCAGCCACCAAAUGUACCAGACCCGACCAUAGUGUGAGGUGAUGCUUUUGUGAAACUUUACAUGUCUUUGUCUGCCAGGCAACUCUUUUCUCCUUCCCUGUAAAACAAAACAUGAAUAGCUACUUAACUCUUUUUUAUCUACAUGUAGGUGGGAGUUAUUGAAAUGUAUCUUUAUUGUUACCUGCUUUUAAAUGUUGGAUACAGACUUAGCCUUAUGUCGCCAUAAGAACACAUCUAUCUAUCUAUCUAUCUAUCUAUCUAUACAUAAUAUUAUGGCAAUUCAAAAGUAGUUUGUUGCCACAUAAGCAUUUGGAGAAUUUACAAGGUGCCAUGGUGUACACUUUUUUUACAACAAAAAAAGUUAGUUAAUGAUCAAUUAAUGUAGCUAUAUCUAUCUUCUUUUAAUAUUUUCUUUUUAUUUUAAUGAUCAUUUAUGUAGCUAUGUAUAUCUUCUUUUAAUAUUUUUUUUAUUCAAUAAUUGUUUUUUGCAAUAUAUAUGUAUAGCAACAGUAUACGUAUGUUUGGAGAGUGACAUAUAUUGUAAUCUUUUAAUAAAUAUAUUUGAUUAAAUCUGAUCAAUUAAUUUUUAUUUUUAUUAGAACUUAAUACAGUGAAGUUUAGAUAAUCAACAUUUAAUAAUCAAUUGAAUUUGAAAAACCAACUAUAUAAUUUUAUGUUUUGGUUAUCAAACACUAUCUUUUUCUAAUGUUUGUAUCUAUUAAUGAAAACAAGUAUUAAAUAGCAAAAUGCUUCAAAAGUUGUUUUUCAUUUAGAUAGAAACUUGACGAAGUCAUAAUAUAGUACCUGAUUGUACAAAUGAAGGCGAUAAAGAAAAACAACUUUUCUUCUCUCUUAUAAUGCAUGCUUCCAUACCUUAUUUUCUCUUACAUUUGUUCAUAUUUUCCCUUAUUUUUCUUAAUAGUUUACCUAUUUCGGUCAAACAAAGGUGUUAAUUACACUUAAAAAUACAUUAAACUCUUUAUAUUUAUAUAUGUAUAUUAUGACAUACUUUGAGUAAGAAAAUGAUAUCUAGACC
Molecule: messenger RNA, 4774 nt
Organism: Linum trigynum
Lineage: Eukaryota; Viridiplantae; Streptophyta; Magnoliopsida; Malpighiales; Linaceae
Source: the annotation of a GenBank genome assembly